UUCUUAAGCCAGGAACAUACGAAAAAACUUACGCAUUAAGAAAUUCGACCUAUCACAGCAUUNUGUCAAAUGUAAACCGUGUCAAAAGAAUGCCGGCUCGUGAUUGGUUGAUUUCCUCAAUGAAAUUUUUUCCCGUGUGUUUUCUCUACUUUAGCGUACACUAAAUAUAAAUAUAUAUUCAACGAGUAAAUUGAUGCGUGUGUAUGUUUUUAGUUUUUGUUGUUGAAAAACCACUGAACAGUUUACAGCAAGAUAAAAAAGAAUAUAUGUUUCACGUUUAACAGUUCUUACUGCACUUUCUUCACAUCCCGUGAUUUAUUAUUAUUCUAUUGUUGUUUUUUAAUAAAAAGCGCGUAUUAAACAUUCGCAAUUUAAGUGCGAGGAAGUGUUUCUUUNAAAUAUUUGUUCUUGUUCCUGGUACAUUAUCUUUUCUCUUCGGAGGUACAACAAUAGAUAUUUUAUACAUAACCUCUCAAAUGAGAUACGCCAAAUACUGACCCGUUUUAGAAAGGAAUUGAAGACGUAUUUUAUGCGUGAACUUUCUGAAAAAAAAGGUGGGAAAUUAAUUUCUAGAAAUCAUGUCGACAACGGUAACAUUGCCUCAGAAGAAGUUUUACAGACAACGUGCGCACUCUAAUCCGAUAGCCGAUCAUUGCAUAGACUAUCCCAUUAAACCAGAGUUGAUGGACUGGAGCNUCCUGUAUCCGCAAUAUUUCUCCACCAAGCAAAUGCGAGAACAACAAAAACAGGUGGAAUUCGCGGACAUUGGUUGCGGCUAUGGAGGAUUACUAGUUACUUUGUCACCGAUGUUUCCGGACAAUCUCAUACUUGGUAUGGAAAUCAGAGUAAAGGUAUCCGACUUCGUUAUGGAUCGCAUUGCCGCUUUGCGCUCGAAAAACCCCGGACAGUAUCAGAACAUCGCCUGCCUAAGAACAAACGCCAUGAAGUACCUGCCGAAUUACUUUCACAAAGGACAGUUAAAGAAGAUGUUUUUCCUGUAUCCAGAUCCACACUUCAAAAAGUCAAAGCACAAAUGGAGAAUAAUAAGCAAGUCUCUCUUAGCAGAAUACGCUUACGUAUUGGCCGAGGGUGCUGUUGUAUAUACUAUAACAGAUGUAGAAGAUUUGCACAACUGGAUUGUUAAACAUUUCCAAGAACAUCCNUUGUUUGAGGAAGUUGCUAAAGAAGAUCUGGUGGCAGAUCCCGUGGUGGAAAAACUAUAUGAGAGCACAGAGGAAGGCCAAAAGGUAACUAGAAACAAGGGAGACAAAUUCCUGGCUGUGUUUAAGAGAAUCGCGGAUCCUUACUUGGAAUUGAGCAGCUAGCAGCGGCGAUUGCUCUGUUAUGUUAAUAUUUCAUAAUUAAAAAAAAUAAGGACAGUAAGUGUUUCAGUUUUACGAUUACACAGAAAUUUUUGACGAACGUGCUAAUGUCAAAGCAAAAGACACUUCAUUGUCCUGAACAAUCGCGAAGUUGAACUUUGUAAAUCCUAAAAUGGAAUGUGUGUGAAAGUAUCAUUUAGCAAGUGUCUUUUGAAAAUAAAUUUGACAUUUCUUAAUA
This is a messenger RNA of Pseudomyrmex gracilis, 1560 nucleotides long. RefSeq names its product tRNA (guanine-N(7)-)-methyltransferase. Lineage: Eukaryota; Metazoa; Arthropoda; Insecta; Hymenoptera; Formicidae. Gene Ontology annotation, molecular function: tRNA (guanine(46)-N7)-methyltransferase activity. The transcript is spliced from 6 exons. The coding region runs from base 579 to 1325 and encodes 248 amino acids. Gene Ontology annotation, biological process: RNA (guanine-N7)-methylation; tRNA methylation. The record is from RefSeq and is a predicted model, not a curated record. Gene Ontology annotation, cellular component: tRNA methyltransferase complex.